This is a messenger RNA of Angiostrongylus costaricensis, 678 nucleotides long. NCBI's taxonomy places the organism in Eukaryota, Metazoa, Nematoda, Chromadorea, Rhabditida, Metastrongylidae. The record is from the annotation of a GenBank genome assembly.
AUGUCAAUGAACGCUAAUCAGGACUCCGUUGUGCGUUACUUGGUUCAGUACCAGGAACAUCUACUGAUGGAAGACACCGAUGAAUCAGCUGGACUUGUUGAUGAGAGAAUCAAUGUAGGUGAAGAUGGGGUUUCCGACUUUGACUCAUUCAUUUUUGACGAGAUACCCAGUUAUGGAAACAUUGACCCCACUCACUCGCCAUUCUGCUUUUCCGAGCACAAGACGUGGUCAUUUGCUGAUAGUGUACAUGACGAUAGUGCCGUGAACGUAUCGAACGAAGGUGGCAGUAUCAAUCGUCCCGUUCAUCACGAAGAACACCCCUAUGCGAAACCAGCCGGAAAGUCGUCGCGUCGUGGUCGCCCCGAGAAAGUUACCAGUACAUCGAGUUCGGUCCACUAUUCGAGGAAGUACCGACAGCGGCAGAAGAAUGAGGUGCUCACAUGUAAGGCAGAGCUUGGGAGGUUGACUGAGGAGAACAAGUUCCUUUGUGCUGAGAAUAGACGUCUCACUGCGAGAUUUUCUCGACUAAAUGAGAGCGUUGAUGGUGUGGGAAAUAUGGUCGACGGACACGCAUGUACUUGCCGAGAUACUUUGCCGACUCUACAUUUUUGCGGGUUUUCUAAUGACAAAGAUUCUACCGACGAUGUUUCUGAUGUCCGUAGUUCAAUCCCGCACUAG